This is a messenger RNA of Leptomonas pyrrhocoris, 1699 nucleotides long. RefSeq lists its product as hypothetical. Gene Ontology annotation, molecular function: zinc ion binding; ubiquitin protein ligase activity. Bases 632 to 1699 code for a protein of 355 amino acids. The record is from RefSeq and is a predicted model, not a curated record. The transcript has a single exon. Lineage: Eukaryota; Euglenozoa; Kinetoplastea; Trypanosomatida; Trypanosomatidae.
GUUUCUGCACACCCGUCGGGCGCCAACGAGGUCUCUCCUACAGUGUUUUUCCUCAUUGGAGACUGGUGUUAGCGAGGAAGCGAAUUCGAAUUUGGUGUCCCACGUUGCGUUGAACGUGUCAGUUUUCUUUUUCUUAUUUCGUAUAAAAGUAGACCUUACCACCGAGUGCAUUCGAAGCAUAAGCUUUAAAAAGCGGCUCUACUCUUGCACCAGCGACGCCAUCAAAGUUGUGUUCAACGACUAGUCUGCUGACUUCAUCACGGUGUGUUCUGUUCUGUUUUUUUUCUCGUCUCUUCACGGUACGCACUCCGCGUAUUCACUCGUACGUGGCGCCGCACCUUUUCUGUAUGUAUCUCCCCCCUGUUUGAUUGUUUCCUCAUUACUGGAAUAAACAGGGAUCAGUGCAGGCAGAAGAAAACGCUGAGGGCGUCAAGUCACGUGUCAGGUUUCAACACCGACCGCGGUGCUUCACCGUUUCAAAAGGAAAAAAGGUUGUUUUGGCCUCUGCGCCAUUUUUCUUUCCCGUCUUUUUCCACUUCAAUAUCUUUUCGCUGCGAUGAGUGGGGACGGGAUGCCGAAGCGUAACAGGGCCGACUCACCUCACGGCACACUUGCGCGCCCAGCAGAUGUGAUGGGCGUUCCCGACACCCCUCCGACUUCUCAAACGCCGGAUGUAGAGGUUGUGGCGGACACGACCUCCCCGCACGCGGACCGUGACCCAGUCUUGGAGCAGCAGCUGGAUACACUGGACAUAGAUGAGGACUUCCGCGAGUCGAUACGCGCCAUGACGCCCAACACGCGGCGGGACGUGCUGAACGAUAUUAUCCGCCAUCAGCAGUACGUCGGCGUUGAGGAGGCCUCCAACACCUUCGGCAUGCCCGUGAACGCUCUGGGGGAACCAGUCUUUGUGUUUGCUCCCGACGGCCCAGGUGGAAUGGGCGGCGAACACGACGGCAGCCACGAGAACUCCGACGAGCACGACUGGAUGAACGACGAGGCAGAGGAGGAGGAGGACGUGCUCGAUCUAAGCGACGAUGCCCGCCACCACGGCGCCCGGCCUCUCUACCCAAUGCGCCCGCUCUUCGCCUUCAGCAGACGGGUUGCGGACUCGGAGAGAGACUUUCGUCACCCCCGCUCCCACGCCUUUGGCGAGCAUCGCGACGGACCCAUGAACAUCACCGACUUUUUGCAGCUGGUAGUGCAGCACAUCGGUGAACAUCCAGGGGAGGCGCUGGGGAGGCAGGGGAGGGCCGCUACCGCGCAGCAGCAGCAGCAGCGCUCCGCACUGGAGGAGCGUGUGAUUAGCUUACAUAACCUUCUUGGGAUGCUGCAACAGGCCAACACGCUGCAGUCCAUGGGCCUCGAUCGAGACAUCGACGACAUGAGUUAUGAGGAGUUGUUAGCGCUGGAGGAGCGCAUCGGCAACGUGAGCAAAGGAGUGCCACCGGCGCUGUUGGAGUCGUGCAUGACGCGCGUGGAGGCCCCAGCGCCGGAUGAAACCUGCCCGAUCUGUCAGGAGGAAUUAAAUGCGUCUGCCUCUGACGGUACAGGGACGGCGCCGCCACCAGUGGGCGCAGACAAACUCUGCGUCAAGCUUGUGAACUGCCCUCACAUGUUUCACACGGCGUGUCUGAAGCAGUGGCUGGCGCAUAACAAGACGUGUCCGGUGUGCAAGCAAGAGGUUUUGCCGCAAAAGUGA